AUGGUCCUUUCACCUCGCGGCCAGGCCAACGCCGAUCAACUCUCCAUCCCCUGGCGCUUCGCCAAAUCCCACACAUACGACUCCGUCACCAACCCCACUGGUCUUAUAUCCUUCGCUACAGCAGAGAACUGCCUUUUCCAAGAAGAAUUGCACGAUUUCAUAUCCAAAAUCCAAAUCCCCAGCGCUGCACUCCGCUACGCCUUCAGCACUGCCGGUGGCCCACGCCUACCCUCUGCGUUCGCGACACAUGUUAAUGAGUAUUUCGCUCCUUACUGGGAGGUAGGAGGUACGGACGUGAGGGUUACGGCUGCAGCGACGAGUCUGCAUGACGUUCUCGCCUACAGUCUUUGUAAAGAGGGCGAGGGAAUACUGACGAGUCGACCGUAUUACGGCAGGUUUGAGCUCGAUUUUGGGAACAAAGCGGGGGUGAAACUAGUCUCUGUUGAUACGGAUCAUGAAGAAUGUUUUGGGGAAGGUGUUGUGCAGGCUUUUGAGGAGGCCUUCAAGGAAAACGAGACUAGAGGAGUGAAGAUCAGGGCUGUACUCAUCGUAAAUCCGCAUAACCCGCUUGGGAAAUGCUAUCCGCAAGCCACACUAGUAGCGCUGAUGCGCUUCUGCCACCUCCAUGCACUCCACUUCAUAGCCGACGAAGUGUAUGCCCUGAGCGUCUUCCCCAACCCCUCCUAUCCCUCCGCAACACCCUUCACAUCCGCACUCUCCAUCGAUCCCACCGGUAUCAUCGACCCCAACCUCAUCCACGCCACAUACGGCUUGUCCAAAGACUUCGGGCUCGCAGGCCUGAAGGUCGGAUGCCUGAUCACUCGUAAUGAGGAGCUGAAGAGAGCUGUUACUGCGGUGCAGAGGUUUAGUGGUGUGAGUGGAUUGAGCGUUGCAGUUGCGACGAGCAUGUUGGAGGAGAGGGAAUGGGUGAGAGAGAUUGUUGGGUUAAGUAGAAGCAGACUUGCGCAGGCAUACACACUCAUUACAGGCAGAUUGAAACAGAUUGGAAUUGCGUUCUUGGAAGGCGGGAAUGCGGGGUUUUUCGUUUGGGUGGAUUUGAGUCCGUGGUUGCCACCUAGAGAUGAUGAGGGUUCCGAAGAUGAGAGAAUGGUACUUGCAAGGAAAUUUGUGAAGAAUGGGGUGUUUUUGCAGCCCGGUGAGGAGCAUGGGAGGGUGGGGUGGUUUAGGGUGGUGUUUUCGUUGAAGAGGGGGGUUGUGGAGGAGGGGCUUAGGAGGAUUGAAGAAACGCUGAAGGAAGUCAGUUGGUGA
Macroventuria anomochaeta is the source of this 1269-nucleotide messenger RNA. RefSeq names its product putative aspartate aminotransferase. Lineage: Eukaryota; Fungi; Ascomycota; Dothideomycetes; Pleosporales; Didymellaceae. Gene Ontology annotation, molecular function: pyridoxal phosphate binding; transaminase activity. The transcript is spliced from 3 exons. Gene Ontology annotation, biological process: biosynthetic process; amino acid metabolic process. The record is from RefSeq and is a predicted model, not a curated record. The coding region runs from base 1 to 1269 and encodes 422 amino acids.